This is a messenger RNA of Achroia grisella, 1938 nucleotides long. RefSeq lists its product as uncharacterized. The record is from RefSeq and is a predicted model, not a curated record. The coding region runs from base 1 to 1938 and encodes 645 amino acids. The transcript has 2 exons. Lineage: Eukaryota; Metazoa; Arthropoda; Insecta; Lepidoptera; Pyralidae.
AUGAUUCUACGGAAUGCGAGUGUCAGAUUACUACGACAAUUAAUACGAAAUAUUCGCUGUGAAUUAAUAAAAGUACAAAGUGAGUUAUACGUGUUACAUCAGGAAUGCAGUGCAGUGUUGUCGGUCAGUGAUUUCGACCUUUGUGACCGCGUGACACACGGACAGGCAGAACGUAUAGCCGAUCUCAGAUGUGCAGUUCAUAAUAAAAAGUUAUUAAAAUUGUCAACGCACCAGAAAAAUAAUAAAACGGUUUCAUAUAUUGGUUUGAUAGAUGUACAGGCAGACAAGGUACAGUCACUAAAAAAAGUGGAUUCGUCAGAUGUGGCGAUUAACCUGUCGGGUGAAAAGUUGGAUUAUGCAACAGUUAGCAUUUUAGCCAAAGGACUAAAUUUCGCUUUGACACCACGCAGGGUUCCUUAUGAAAGCAUCAUCGGAAGUGUCGAAGAAGCUAUCAACCGAAUUAAAAUACCAUAUAAUGACGCGGAAUCACUGAGACAGGACGUAGCAAACAUCUUAAGAAAGACAAAGCUGCCAAAAAGUAACGUUACAGCCGAAGAACGAUAUGCACUGAAAUGUAUUCGUGAAAAUGAGAAUAUCCUGGUACUCAAGGCCGACAAGGGUAAUGCUACCGUAGUAAUGAACACUUCUGAUUAUGAUAGUAAGAUAUGUGUUCUAUUAUCAGAUACUAGUUUAUACAAACGUGUAUCAUACAAUCCAACGUCCAGAGUGGCUCGUCGAACACGAGCACUUAUUCAAGAACACCGUGACAUUUUCACUGAAGAGGAAUAUAAUAGUCUUUACAGGGCGAAACAUAUUCAACCACCAAAAUUAUAUGGCUUACCCAAAAUACACAAAAAGAACGCCCCUCUUCGACCAAUAGUUAGUCAGAUCAAUUCACCAACUUAUGAUCUGGCUAAACAUGUUGCGAAGAUCCUGCAGCCACUAGUGGGUAAGUCGUCCUCUUUUGUGAAAAAUUCUCACCAUUUCACGGACAUGCUAAAAAGCACAAAACUGGAACCUACAGAGAUAAUGGUGAGUUUUGACGUUGAAUCAUUAUUCACCAAUAUUCCAGUGAAUGAGUGCAUGGAGGUGGUCAAGGAUAGGCUAUUGGAGAAAGACCUGCCGUCACAGUAUAGUGUACUUCUGAAACAUUGCUUAGAUGCAGGCUAUUUUCUGUACCAAGGUGAAUACUACCUUCAAAUAGAUGGCGUUGCAAAGGGGAGCUCAGUGGCCCCAUUAGUAGCUAAUAUUUGGAUGGAGCACAUUGAGACAAAGAUUCCUGCUCUCAGACCAUUAGAAAUUAGCCUGUGGAAAAGAUAUGUAGAUGAUGUUUUUUGCAUAUUUAAUGGUACACAACAACAAGCAGACGAAUACCUAAAAUACCUAAAUUUCAUACAUUCUAAAACCAAAUUUACAAUGGAAUUGGAGAAAGAUAGGUCCUUGGCCUUCCUGGACAUCCUAGUUAUGGUGAGAUCUGAUGGCUCGGUUACACACACAGUAUACCGGAAACCAACACACACAGAUAGAUACCUACAUGCCUCCUCACAUCAUCACCCACGACAUUUACAAUCAGUCGUCACUACUCUCACAAACAGAGCGCAAGAUCUCUGUGCCCCUGAAUUUGUGGAACAAGAACUAUCCCACGUUCAAGAAGUACUCAAGAAAAAUGGUUACAUAAAGAGUAGAAGGCAAAAUAAGCGCGUAACAAAAGCUAAAAAACCGGAAGUGAACGUAGCGUACAUGACUUACUUAAGAGGAAUAACGGACAAAAUUGGAACAGCACUAAAUAAAUACUCCAUUAAGACUGUAUAUUAUCCGCCCUCAAAAGUAACGAACAAUUUACGUUCACCAAAGGAUAAGCUACCUUACGAAGCACCAGCUCCGACGGCGGGAACCCAUCUCAGUAGACGGGUCACUACUCUUCUUCAGAAGAAGUAG